Molecule: messenger RNA, 756 nt
Organism: Cornus florida
Lineage: Eukaryota; Viridiplantae; Streptophyta; Magnoliopsida; Cornales; Cornaceae
Product: F-box/FBD/LRR-repeat protein At4g00160-like
Exons: 4
Coding region: 1-756 (251 amino acids)
Molecular function (GO): protein binding
Source: RefSeq, a predicted model, not a curated record
AUGGCGAUCGAGUCCACAAUCUAUGGCAGAUUUAUGCAGAAAACUAUAAGUUCAAAUCCCAUGGAGAAAUCCACCUUAAUAUGCUGUGUUCAAAACGCAAGUGAGAAGGAUGAUAAAGGAGGGUUGUGUUUGGAGGAUCGUAUAAACGGACUUCCCGAUGUUAUACUCAUUUCAAUCUUGUCACUAUUGACAAUGAAAGAAGCUGGAAGAAGUAGUCUGCUUUCAAAGAGAUGGAGGUAUAUAUGGACUUACAUUGCUGCUUUGAACUUUGAUGCCUCACAUAUAAUCGAUGCAAUUCUACUGGCUGAUGACCGUGAAAAGGAAGUGGAAGCACAAAGGCCUUUGUAUUUGAGUUGGAUUAAUCAAGUCGUGAAAUCGCACAAAGCUCCAACUAUAGAUGAAUUCAGAGUUCAUUUUGAUUUUGAUGUAACUUGUAGAUUUGAUAUUGACAAUUGGCUUGACUUUUUUCUUGGGUUUACUAACUGCAUCUCCCUGACCAAACUCAUGUUGUCAAACGUGGAUGUAACUGGACAAGUUCUCAAGUACCUCUUAAUCAACUGUCCAUUUUUGGAACAAUUGUUUGUGGAAGAAUUUGAAAGUCUCGUAAAUUUGAAAGUUCCCGAUCUAGCGGUUAAAUUGAAGCUUUUGGAAAUAAAUUUAUGCUUCAAUGUGGAUAGUAUUGAGAUUCAUGCAAUGAAUCUCGUGUUAUUUAAGUACUUCGGAGACUUGAUAAACAUCCCAUUCAAGAAUGAUUAG